Debaryomyces hansenii CBS767 is the source of this 3186-nucleotide messenger RNA. Its product is annotated as DEHA2B02244p. Gene Ontology annotation, cellular component: fungal-type cell wall. The record is from RefSeq and is a predicted model, not a curated record. NCBI's taxonomy places the organism in Eukaryota, Fungi, Ascomycota, Pichiomycetes, Serinales, Debaryomycetaceae. Gene Ontology annotation, biological process: cell adhesion. The transcript has a single exon. The coding region runs from base 1 to 3186 and encodes 1061 amino acids.
AUGGGAGGUUUUAAAGGGCUCUUGUUAGCACUAGCAUUAGUUCAAUUUUGUAUGGCCGCAACACCUUCGCCAUGCCUGCCUCUUACUUCUCCAUCAUUAGGGUUUAAUGCCGUCUUCUAUCCUUAUAGCUUUAGAGACGAUACGUCGCUGAGGGACUUGAAUUAUAUGAACGGAGGCUAUAAGUCGUUGAAGCCAAUUGCUCUGGCAUCUGGAAUUACAGAUAUAAAUUUUGCUAUAGCUGCCGGUAGUAACCUGAUUGUUAAAGGCCAAAUUUAUGGAAAAACUGUGACAGUUUCAAACUUUAGUGUUGAACUAACUGGUUACUUUCUUGCCCCAGAAACUGGUGAUUACCAACUUCUGAUGUCCGUGGAUGACGGUGCGUUGGUUACAUUCGGUGCUGGUCAGGCAUUUGGGUGCUGUAACACAGUGUCAACAUCCAAUGACGGUAAUUAUGCUCUAUUCACCCAUUGGUAUUCCACAUCUAAUGCUCCAGGACAAACAGUUUCUACACAACAUCUUACGGCUGGAUAUUACUAUCCUAUGAAGAUAUUUUAUGUGAAUAUGCAAAAUCCGAUGAGUAUGACUUUUAAAGUCACUACACCAAGUGGAAAUGUGAUUACCAAUUUUAAAAAUGUUUACACCUUUGCAAAUACGGAUACUCAUUGUCCUGCUGUCAGACCCACAACUACAGUCACCAAGACAUGGACUGGUACCAACGCACAAACAACCACUAACAGCGCUACAUCUUUCGGUACAGACACCGUUGAAAUUGACAUUCCUAUCCCAACAGUGACCACCACUAAGACGUAUACUGGGUCUGAUAUGACAACCAUAACCCAUACUGCUCCACCUGGAGAAACAGCCACCGUUGAAGUUGAUGUUCCUAUUCCAACCACUAUCGUGAUCAAAACUUGGACAGGAUCUGAUAUUACAACUAUUACCCACACUGCAUCGCCAGGAGAAACAGCUACUGUUGAGGUUGAUGUCCCAAUUCCAACAUUCACGACAACGAGAACAUGGACCGGUUCUGACAUUUCGACUACUACUCACACAGCAUCCAUUGGCGAAAAUGCUACAGUUGAGGUCAAUGUCCCAAUUCCAACAAUUACCACGACUAGAACAUGGACUGGGUCUGAUAUGACAACCGUAACUCACACUGCACUGCCCGGUGAAACCGCCACCGUUGAAGUAGAUGUUCCAAUCCCAACUGUCACAACAACUAGGACAUGGACAGGCUCCGAGUUUGUGACGACCACUCAUUCUGUACCACCAGGAGAAACAGCUACGGUUGAAGUCGAUGUCCCAAUUCCAACCUUCACGACAACGAGAACAUGGACCGGUUCUGACAUUUCGACUACUACUCACACAGCAUCAAUAGGUGGAAAUGCUACUGUUGAGGUUGAUAUUCCUAUCCCAACAGUAACGACCACCAGAACAUGGACCGGUAACGGUACUAGAACCAUUACGCACACUGAGCCAGUUGGUGCAACUGCAACUGUUGAAGUUGAUCUUCCGAUUCCAACAGUUACCACAACGAAAACAUGGACUGGGUCUGAUAUGACAACCAUAACUCACACUGCACCACCUGGGGAAACAGCCACUGUUGAAGUCGAAGUUCCAGCGACUUCGAAUUCGUCAAUUUCUAGUAUAUCUCUGACAUACUCCAGUGUACCAAUUACAUCGCCAUUUGUGUCCUCAAGUAUAACUAGUGGCGCAGGUGUACCAUCUAGCACAUUGAAUUCAACAGUUUCAAGUGUACCAUUUACAUCACCCCAUGCCUCCUCAGAUAUAAGUAGCGAGUCAUUGACAUCAUCAAGGUCACUGAAUUCAACAGUCUCAAGCGUACCAACCACAUCAUCCUAUGCCUCCUCAGAUAUGAGUAGCGAGUCAGUGGUAUCACCUAGCAUGUCGAAUUCGACAGUUUCCAGCAUGUCAAUAUCGCCAACCAUAUCUAGUGCCCCAGCGUCAUUUUCUAGUAUGAAACCAAGCUCGAUCGCAUCUAGUGAAUCAGAUGUUCUGUCGAUAAUACCCUCCAUGCCUGUUAUAAUCAGUUCAUCUUCACGUCCUUAUUACGGGAAUUCAUCAUACCUACAAUCUUCCACAAUUGAUUCAGUCUCUUCAUCAGUGUCCUUAGACUUAAGCAGUGAUACUACAAGUAACUAUAUCACUCCGACAUCUUCCAUGGACAUCGUUUCUGAAAGUUCGAAAAACAUAGAAUCAUUAGCUACUAGUGAGACUAAUGAAUACACUUCUGUGAUGGAAUCAUCUGAAUCACAAGUAAGUCCCGUGUCAAGUAGCAUGCCGAUAAGUGAGAACAGUGUACACUUUACCACAGAAUAUCCUUCCUCCUCUAAUUCAGAAACAUUUGUGACAUCUGCUGCUAACCUAAUUACUAUUCCAUCUCCUACUACGUCUCACAACAGAGAGCUGACAAUUAUGGUAACAGAUCAUACGACUCUUUCAUCACUUUCAACUUCAGAUUCAACGGAUUCCAAUUCUGUUAUUCCAAAUGAAAAUACUUCUGAAAGAAAUUCAAAUCAAUUAUCCACCAAUUAUAAUAGUGCAACGGAAUAUGGAGGAAACACAGGUGAAAAUAAUACCCCGACAUCUAUCGUCACAGACCUGCUUACCAUUGCGACAACUACGCCGAAUACAAGCGCUUCUAGCAAAGGUAAAUAUGAAAUGAGCGAAACUAUAUCUAAUGAAGUCUCUAAUACCAGCACUAGCAUUGAAUCUGUUGGAACUAAUAGCGUACCUCAUAAUAAUGGAUCCGGUAAUGGAUCAAAUAAUGGAUCUGGUGCCCAGUCUUAUAGUGGGUCUAAUAAUGGAUCUGGUGCUGAGUCUAAUAAUGGAUCUAAUAAUGGAUCUAAUGGUAAUGGGUCUAAUAAUAGAUCAGGUACUGAGUCUAAUAAUGGAUCUGGUAAUGUAUCUAACUCCUCGCCGACUGAAACAAAUGGAAGUACAACCACAUCUGCAAUUGAAGGUACUUCCAACCCAUCCAUCUCCGCGCCAGCUUCAACGAGGGAAUGGGCAACUUCGACUUCUGGCUUUACGACUUCAUCAUCUUCACCAUCGUCCGUAAGUUCAGUUCCUACUGUCGCACCAAUGACCGGAUCUGGUUCUUUGACCAAACAUAUUUCCUUAUCAACUUUAAUUUUGAGUAUGUUGAUAGCCAUGAUAGUUUAG